GCGCGCUUAAAGCGACAGCGCGCUGGAGGUGGCCGGUGGUACGUGCCGGGGAGGGGGCAGAGGAAGGUGCCACCUGCCGCGGGGCGGGGGGAGCGGCCCCGGGGGCGGUGUCGUGGUGAGGCCGGGCCCGGAGCGGGGUCCCGGGCCCCGUCAGAGAUGGACCAGCGGCUGGCCGAGCUGGUGGAGGAGCUGACCACCUCCGGGGAGCCGCGGCUGGAGCCGGGCAGGAUGAAGGAGCUGAAGAAAAUCUGCAAGUGCUCAGAGGAACACAUCAGCCAUGCCUAUCACCUGCUGCUGACGCGGCUCAAUGAGGAACACGCUGAGAUGCGCUUCUCCGCUUUCCAGAUCGUUCAGGAACUGUUCCCCCGCUCCCACCAAUUCCGCACGCUGGUUAUUUCCAACUUCCAAGAGUUCUUGGAGCUCACGGUGGGGAUAGAUCACGAGCAGCCUCUCCCACCACCCAAAGAGGUGGCUCAGAAGCUGAGGAAAGCAGCGAUUAAAUCAGUCCAAGAGUGGCAUGAGAAGUACGGGGAGGCCUACAAGCAGCUUUCUCUGGGAUACCACUUCCUAAAGCAGAAUAAGAAGGUGGAUUUUCAAGAUGUGCAUGCCAGAACCAUGGCUGAAAGGAGGAGGGAAGAGGAGAAGCAAAAACGAUUGGAUAACAUUUACAAAGAAAAAGCCAAAAGAGCUGAAAAAGAAAUGGAAGAAAUGUCCCAAGACAUUGCCGACACGCUGACAGAGAUGGAAAACUGUUUCCAGCUUCUGAUGCCGGGUCUUUUUGACUUCACUGUGAAUGACACGGAACUGGAACCCAACGAACAAAUGUCUGCAGCCCCCUCCUCCUCCCAGGUGGAAGCUCACCAGCCCUGUUUUGGAUGCGUGGAUGAUGAACAGCCGUGCUGCAGCAAGGACGUUCUUUCUGUUUCUCAGUGUGUUAGAACUGAUGAAAACAAAGACUUAGAUGAGAAACAGGAGACACCUGAGCAAAAAAAAUCAGAUGGAGAGACAUGUUCGGAAGUUCAAUCUGGUGUCCCUGCUCCCAUUGAUGAUGAUUACCAGACUUUUGUUAGGAACCAUGGGCUCAUUUCACAUAAGUAUACUCUAGACCUUGAAAUUUCCACAGAUAUAAAAGUUGAUGAGAAUGAAGAUAAUACUGCCAUAAUAAACAAUGUCACGGAUGCUCACAAACUCCUCAGAAAUAAGUUCUGGCCUUCGGUGCAGUCCUGGAUUCAGUUAUUUACCAGAGCAGGAAUAAAUGAUGAUCGGCUAAGAUGUGCCAUUGAUCUCAAGAAUAAAUUGGAAACCGCUAUGAAGAAAUACAAGGACAUGAACAUUUCCUUUAAAGCGAGAAAAAGAAAAGUGAUGAAAGCCUCGGAUGACGAUGACGACGAUGAGGAUGAAGAUGAAUUUGUGGAGGUCCCUGAGAAGGAAGGUUAUGAGCCCCACAUUCCAGACCACCUGCGUAAGGAAUAUGGGCUGGAGCCCCGGGCGCCUCCAAAAACACCAGUGGGGAAGACGUCGACAGGAGCGGCUCCGCUGAGCUCCCGCGCCCGCCUAAAAGGGAAUGAAGACGAACUUGAUCCAACCUGUGCAGCUGCCACACUGAAACUUAUUAGAGACAAACUACCGAAGUUAUCACCUCCACACGCCAGUGACUCUUCAGCUAUGGAGCCAGCAGCCGUGGAAGAGCCUGACAAUAAGAGGCGAAAACUGGAAGAAGAAAGAGCUAAAGCUCCCCUCAUGCCUUUUGGAUUAGAUCUUCACUACUGGGGACAGGAUCAGCCAAGUGCUGGGAAGAUUCUCAAAUUUACUUCUGAGCAUCGAUUUUGGGCACCCAGUGAAGUAGAGGAAGAGGUGGAAAAUAAAGAAAUAACAGAAAUGUUAAAAACCAGGUAUAUAACAUUUGCUGGCAAGUUUGAACCGGUGAAACACAAAUGUCGAGCGCCAAUGCCUAAUGGAAGUCUGUGCGAAAGACAAGAUCGGGUUAAGUGCCCUUUCCAUGGCAAGAUAAUUCCUCGGGAUGAAGCUGGGAUUCCUCUUAACGCAGAGGACAGAGCCAGAGAAGAAAAGAUGCGGUUUGAGAAGCAAGCGGCUCAGCCAGGUCUCGGUUUUCUCUGGUUUAAGCUAUUUAUUCUGGAGUGGCGAGAUCCAGAAUUCAUGAGGGAAGUUGAAGCAGCUACGGGAGUGGAUCUUGGUUCCUCUAAAAAUAAUGAAAAAGGAGGCAAAAAGAAAGGGAAGAAGAAAAAAUAUCCAAAUCUGACAGACUUGAAGCAGCAGGCGAACACUUCUCGUUCCCGGCUUGAGAAGAAAGUCUUCAAUAAAGGCGCUAUGAAGCGGGUGGUGAAUGCAAUGAACCGAGUGGACCAAAGAAAGCACGAGAAGUUUGCCAACCAGUUUAAUUAUGCACUGAAUUAAAUUGUAAUAAAAUGAAGGGUAAAGAGGAUUAACAAGGGUGCAACUGCACAAAACCUUUAUCACAGAUCUUCAUAUUGACACUAGAAUAUUGUGUUUGGAACAUUUUUACUUGGGUAAUUUUUUAAAUUGUUUUCAACUUUAACUUAUUUUAUAAUGAGCAUUAAUUUUGGCGAAAAUAUGGUGGUAUAGAAUGCUAUGUGUUUAACACAUAAUUAUUUGAAAUGUGUAUGAAAUACAGCGUGUUUUGUGACUUGUAUGUACUCCGGGUAAAACGUUUGGGUUUGGGGGUUUUUUCCUUCUUCAUGGACUCAGGUAAUUUAUACCUCCUCUGCCAACAUGCAUGUUGUAAUUUACCUCCACUUUUACACCUUUGGAAAAAGGAUGCCUUAGAUUUCUACCAGUGAUGACAAUUCACAGAGUAAUUUGCUCAAGCUUCUAUUCUAGCAAGUGCACCACAUCAGGCAGCAGAGUGGCUCCUGCAGGGCCUCAAAACACCUCUUGUGUGCACACCAAAAAGAAAAAAAAUCCAAGUCAAGUGAUGCCUUCAGAUCAUGAAUGGAGUAGAGUUUGAUUUCAGCAAACUGAAAUCCAGGAGCUGUGCUGGGGGAGAAGCUGAAAUGACGAAAGUCAUCCUGGGCUGCUUCUUGUCUUCCCCACUGUCUUUCAGAACUACAUAUGCAAAGCACGUUGUGAAAGUUUGUAGAGAUACUCAGAAUGUGCUGCAGUUUACCUGGUACCAAAAAGCUCCAGCACAAAGUGAAAGUGUAAGGUUUUAAAAAUCGUUCAAGUAACAUUCCAAACUUGUGAACUGCCUGGUUUAAAUAAUUUUAGAUUACAUCAGUUCUCAGGCCUGGGAGUGCAUCUAAGGAUCCAGAUAUGAGCAAGCAUCUGGACUCUUAGGGCAACAAAAAUGAUGAAGGGAGUGGAGCAUCUCCUGUGUGAGGAAAGGCUGAGGGAGAUGGGGCUCUGGAGCUUAGGGAGGAGAGUGAGGGGUGACCUCAUUAAUGUUUACAGAUAUAUAAAGGGUGAGUGUCAGGAGGAUGGAGCCAGGCUCUUCUUGGUGACAACCAAUGAUAGGACAAGGGGUAAUGGGUACAAACUGGAACACAAAAGGUUCCAUUUAAAUUUGAGAAGAAAAUUCUUCUCAGUGAGGGUGACAGACACAGGAACAGGCUGCCCAGGGGGGUUGUGGAGUCUCCUACUCUGGAGACAUUCAAGACCUGCCUGGACACCUUCCUGUGUAACCUCACCUGGGUGUUCCUGCUCCGGCAGGGGGAUUGCACUGGAUGAGCUUUCAAGGUCCCUUCCAAUCCCUGACAUUCUGUGUGAUUCUGUGUGUGACUCCAGAGAUUUAACAGACACACUGAGGUCAAGCAGCUGGAUCCAGCGUUGUUUGUUCGUAUUGACUGGGUGCUUAACCAGAUCUCCCAAACCUGCUUUGCUGGCUAUAGUCACGUUCUUAAGCAGAGUUGAACCAAAUGUUGACCAGUCGUGCUCUUGCAAGGUUUCCAACAGCUUUAAGCGUAUCAGAGUAUCAAGGAGGAUGGAGUGUUUGAAAAUCAGUUUCAAAGUGAACUGCAGAAGUCUUCAAUGAAAUCCAGAAUACAGAUUAGGAUGGAUUCUCUACUGCACUGAUUUAGUCACUCACCUGUUGGAGGUGUUUUCUAUGCAUCAAGAGACUAUAAGAAUUCAAAAUUAAAAGCUUCUGACCACCUCAGACAAAAGCUCAUUUACAGUUCUGCCAAAUACCUCCUGACUUGCGCAAUUACUGAUUAGAAAGCAAAUAAUACUGAAUCUUGAUAGUUUAUCUUGCAAGAGCUCUGCAGGUUGGAAUGUUUUCAACACAGCUGGUCAGAAGUUAUGCUUCUGAACUACCAGAAAUAAUAAAUAGGCAACUAAAAGCAAGAAUUGCAAAAAAUACCUCCUGCUUUCUCUUUUUCCUGGGUCCAUCUGUAGUUCUGCUAGAGGAAGAAUUUUUAAAUAGCAUCUGUCUCCAAAGAUCCAGCAUACCUUCAAUAAAUAGAAAUCCUUUGGAGUUCAAAAUAAAUCUACUUUUUAGAUACAUCACAAUACUUUGCUUACAGGAGUUUACAAAUUUGAGGUCUCUGAGCUCACCAGCUUUUCAGUCAUCUUAGUUGCUAAACUGUUUGUGUGACAUUUCUACUGGAACUUUUCUAUUCCUGGCCUUGGGGCUUCUGGGGUAAAAAAAAAAGAAAGGAAAUAAAAGUAUCAUUCAUAUAA
Molecule: messenger RNA, 4656 nt
Organism: Columba livia (rock pigeon)
Lineage: Eukaryota; Metazoa; Chordata; Aves; Columbiformes; Columbidae
Gene: UVSSA
Product: UV stimulated scaffold protein A
Exons: 14
Coding region: 157-2415 (752 amino acids)
Biological process (GO): response to UV; transcription-coupled nucleotide-excision repair
Cellular component (GO): chromosome
Molecular function (GO): RNA polymerase II complex binding
Source: RefSeq, a predicted model, not a curated record